AACUUAAUGAGCCCCUAAAUCACAUAUUAGUUGGCACAUGAUAAUAACGAACUACGUAAAUGAUCUAGCUUAGUUUUAGUCGAUACCUGAGAUAAGAUUCGCACGCCGGGAUCUUGAAUUACUUACCUACGCACUACACAUUGAACUGACCCAGUUUGACUGUCCAGGGUGAAUCCAUGAAGGGAUUAUCCUACCUUUGAAAUGAACUUGCGAUAGAACCACGUGAACAAUUCAAGUCGGAAGCGAGCGAGAACCACUUCUUGUUGGACAAUUCAAGGUGAAAUCAAAGCAAGCAAGUCAACAAAAGAAACUAGCCAUUUAGAAACAUGAAGGCUGCGUUGAUGGCCAUGGUUCUGGCUUUCGCUCAUUGCGGAGCACAAGUGAAAAUAACACCUUGGAAGUACAAAUGUGAUGAGUACAGGCGAUGUGUCCGCACAGGUUUGAAGACAUCGGAUUCGGAUUUGGGCAUGGCAGAGUGUCAAUUGACAUGCGAUGACUUUGCCAUGCUUUGGCCUCAUCCCAAAUCAGCCCAAAUGGGGAAAACUGUGUCCACUGUGGAUCCAACGAAGAUUUCUUUUCAAAAAAUACAAUAUAACAGAACUUACAUUCCUAUGAUUGACAUGAUCGAAGAGAAUAUCAUUGAACAGACCCGUUGGAUGGAGUUGAAGGCCAACGGAGAGGCGCCAAGUCCGUCCGUGAAUGAGAUCCAGAUCAACUAUUUUGGCGGUGUGCCUUCGAAGAAACCCAAGAUUGCCAGGGAUACGAAGGAAGCUUACACUCUGAGGGUGUCGAAGGUGGGCUCAAUAAUCAUUGCCAAUAUCACGUCCACUGAAUAUUUUGGAGCCAGACACGCUAUUGAGACAUUGUUCCAACUGAUCGAGUUUGACGAGGUCAAAAACAGCUUCAUCAUUUUGGACGAUGUGGAGAUUGAGGAUGAACCGGAAUUCACUCACCGAGGGAUCUCCGUGGACACAUCUCGCAAUUUCAUCUCAGUGGAAGUCCUGAAACGGAUCAUUGAUGGGAUGGGUGCCAGCAAGUUAAACGUCUUCCAUUGGCACAUCGUUGAUACUCACAGUUUCCCUGUGGAGCUUAAGGCCAGCCCCGUGGACCAACUGACCCAAUAUGGCGCUUACAAUGCUCGAAGCAUUUACACUCAAGAUCAAAUCAAGGACAUUGUUGAGUAUGCCAAUUAUCGUGGGGUUGAAGUGAUCCCUGAGUUUGACCAACCGGCUCACGUGGGUCAUGGGUGGGACUUUCCCGGGGCUGAAAACUUCACAGUGUGCUUGGAUGCCGAACCUUGGUACAACUAUUGUGUGGAGCCCCCUUGCGGUCAAUUGAAUCCUGGCGAGCCCCAAAUCUACGAUAUCUUGGAAGGGGUAUACAAAGAGUUCCAUGACAUGUUCCAAUUUACCACCUUCCACAUGGGAGCCGACGAGGUUUUCUUCCCAUGUUGGAACUCCAGCACUUUAGUGACGGAUUACAUGGCACAAAUUGGCCUUGGAAACCAGGAGAAAGAUUUCGUCCAAUUGUGGAGCGAGUUCCAAGAGAAAUCCAGCGCUCGACUCAAGAGCGUUUAUGCGGAUCAAGAUCAAACGGAAGUGCCCUUGAAAAUCAUUUUGUGGACAAAUCACCUGACCCUGCCUGAGAAUCUUGAAAAUCUUAGCCCAGAAACUUACACUAUUCAAAUCUGGCUCAACGGAUCUGACACAUCUGAUUUGUCCAUUGCUGCUCUGGUCCACGAAAAAUUUGAUUUAAUUUUCUCUAAUUACGAAACCACCUACUUGGAUUGUGGGUUUGGUGCUUGGAUCGGAGAAGGCAAUAAUUGGUGCUCCCCUUAUUCAGGCUGGCAGGAGCAGUAUGAGAACGACCUCUACAAACUGGUUGAGCUUCAUGGAUUUGAAUUAAACGAUGAAAUCAAGAAUCAAAUUUUGGGUGGAGAGACUGCCAUUUGGUCCGAACAGGUGGAUGACACCAUGAUUGAGGGCAAGAUCUUUCCCCGGGCCGCUGCCUACGCUGAGCGCCUUUGGUCCGAUCCCCAAACCAAAUGGUACCAAGCAGAGCCAAGAAUGCUCAACCAUCGACUUCGUUUGGUUCAGAGGGGCGUUCGAGCCGCCCAACUCCAACCGGAAUGGUGCCGAUUGAACGAGGGUCAGUGUUAUGGAACUGAGGAUGAUCCCAAUGUUAGACCUGAGAUUUCAACCCCACAAGAUCCCAUAAAAACGAGCCAAACCGACGAGGUCAUCACUGCAGGAAGCUGUACAACCGGUCAGAGUCACAUUGGAAUCGCUCUCGUCGUUUCCCUUGUCAGUUUGUUCGCAUCCAUUCAAAUGCAUUAAAAAGAUUCAUUCACCAUGA
Molecule: messenger RNA, 2355 nt
Organism: Tigriopus californicus
Lineage: Eukaryota; Metazoa; Arthropoda; Copepoda; Harpacticoida; Harpacticidae
Product: chitooligosaccharidolytic beta-N-acetylglucosaminidase-like
Exons: 8
Coding region: 327-2336 (669 amino acids)
Biological process (GO): glycosaminoglycan metabolic process; ganglioside catabolic process; carbohydrate metabolic process
Cellular component (GO): membrane
Molecular function (GO): beta-N-acetylhexosaminidase activity
Source: RefSeq, a predicted model, not a curated record